ACGUCAUCCAAAGCUCCGUAAACUGUAUAUAAGCGGAGUCUGAGUUCACUUCAAGGCUUAUCAGUGUCACACAGAGCAGAGCGAGUCAUCGUAGCUAGAAGGAAAAAGCUUUUGGUUGGAUUUUCAUGGACAGCGGCCGUGUAAAUGCGUAUUAAGAGAACAAACAACGCCAUAAGUGGCGGAAACACUCACAGCCCGAGGUGCAGCAAAAUCUCGGAGCUCACAGCAGAGCCUCCCUGGGUGCACUGAUUAGAGCUCGUUGCAUACUUAAAAGCAAAAUAAUUCUGAGCAUUCCCUUAAAACUUUUCACAAUGCCACACUUCAUCCAGGAAUCUGAUUUUAUCAUGGUCGAGGAAGGCUUUGUAGCCAGAGAUCUGAUGGAUGAGAUUAUUAAUGACAUCUCACAAACCGAGGACAGGGAUGCCUUUUUCGUUGCUGAUCUUGGUGAUGUGGUGAGGAAACAUCUGCGCUUCCUAAAAGCCCUGCCUCGUGUAAAGCCUUUCUAUGCAGUAAAAUGUAACAGCAGCAAGGGAGUGGUGCAAAUCCUGGCUGAGCUUGGGGCUGGAUUUGAUUGUGCUAGCAAGACUGAAAUUCAGCUGGUUCAGGAUAUUGGAGUGCCUGCAGAUCGCAUCAUCUAUGCCAACCCCUGUAAGCAAAUCUCGCAAAUCAAAUACGCAGCCAAAAAUGGAGUACAGAUGAUGACCUUUGACAAUGAGAUUGAACUGUCCAAGGUGUCACGAAUCCACCCUAAUGCCAAGAUGGUCUUGCGCAUAUCCACAGAUGACUCCAAAUCUUCUUCCCGUCUCAGUGUAAAGUUUGGAGCUCCAUUAAAAUCUUGUAGACACCUGUUAGAAAUGGCAAAGAACCUAAAUGUGGAAGUGAUUGGUGUCAGUUUUCAUGUGGGCAGUGGAUGCAGUGAUCCUAAAGCCUACAUUCAAUCUAUCGCUGAUGCUCGCUUGGUCUUCGAAAUGGCAACAGAGUUUGGACACAAGAUGUGGCUCCUGGAUAUUGGAGGUGGUUUUCCUGGGACUGAGGACUUUAAGAUCCGAUUUGAGGAGAUUGCAGCGGUUGUAAAUCCAGCCUUGGACCUAUAUUUCCCUGAAGACUCUGCUGUUCAGGUCAUUGCAGAACCUGGGAGAUACUACGUGGCAUCUGCUUUCUCCUUAGCUGUCAAUGUUAUCGCUAAAAGAGAGGAGCUCAUGGAUCAGGAGGGAUCAGAUGAUGAAGAGACUGCAGCAAAUAAGAACAUUAUGUACUACUUGAAUGACGGCAUGUAUGGCUCGUUCAACUGCAUCUUUUUCGAUCAUGCACACCCUAAGCCAAUCCUUCAUAAGAAGCCUUCUCCUGACCAGCCUGUGUACAGCAGCAGCCUUUGGGGCCCCACGUGUGAUAGUAUAGAUCGUAUUGCUGAGCAUCUUCUGCUUCCUGAGCUUCAAGUGGGUGACUGGCUCUUGUUUGACAACAUGGGGGCUUACACCAUAGCAGCAUCUUCCACUUUUAACGGCUUCCAGCAGACUCAAAUCCAUUACGCCAUGUCCCGGACUGCCUGGGAAGCUUUACAGUUCUUACAAAGAGGAUCACAGCAAACUGAAGAUAAUAAAAGUGUCUGCACACCAAUGUCUUGUGGAUGGGAAAUAUCUGAUGCACUGUGCUUUGCUCCUGCAUUUUCACCAACUGGCAUCAUCUGAGCUUGGCUCUCAUAUCGAAAGACGCUUUAACCAUGGCUUUAUAGAGUUGUUUUGUUUUUCUCUCACACAAGGAACCAGACUUAGCGUUUGUCUUCCUGUUUAAGUAUGCAACAUAAAUAAGCUAUCAGUCCAUGUCUGUUUGUCUGUCUCUUAUCUUGUUAUGUUAGGGACCACUCUGUUACACUGGAUCUGAAACAUUAAAUAUUUGCUAAUUUUAUAAUAAAA
Bombina bombina (fire-bellied toad) is the source of this 1913-nucleotide messenger RNA. Its product is annotated as antizyme inhibitor 2. Lineage: Eukaryota; Metazoa; Chordata; Amphibia; Anura; Bombinatoridae. Gene Ontology annotation, molecular function: ornithine decarboxylase activity. Gene Ontology annotation, cellular component: cytoplasm. The coding region runs from base 312 to 1688 and encodes 458 amino acids. The record is from RefSeq and is a predicted model, not a curated record. The transcript is spliced from 11 exons.